ACGUGCCCCUGCUUCGUCUGCGACGGUGUGUGCGGCGGCGAGGCGCGGCUUGACUUGGGUCUGAAGAAACCUGAAUCAUCCCAUUUCUCUUCUCCCCCCCCCCCCUCCCUUUGCUUCUGACCUUUUUUUUGAAUUCUGAUUUGUGUUGUUGUGUUGUGUUUAUUGUUUUCUAUCCGUUGUGACCUUGUCAAUCGCUCGCUCUUUCAUUGAUUGACUUUGUAAGUUUGGUGCUGCCCGGGCUUUGGACUCGGCGGUGCUAUACCUAUCGUCACGGCUUCUCUUCUUGUUCUGCCCCGGGCAAUCAUUCUUUUACUGUCCCUUUGACUGAACGACUUUUAAUACCUACUCGACAUAUCAUCUCCGAGAUUUAAUCGCUAUUGUCGAACUGUUAUAUCUGUCGCUCUUUACAACUGGACCGUAAAAACUCAUACACAGCUGGACUGUUGGAACAUUCACUCACUACACCAAAUCGAAUUCCGAAAGUUAUUGGGGAGCUUGGAUCAUCAUGAAGUUGUUGCUUUGGCUUACCGCCGCCCAUGUUGCGCAGGCCGCGGGAAGACAUGGGAUAAUGAAAAAGAGGCAGGCAGAGGUUGAGGGGGUUGCACAUGCACUCAAGUUCGAAGGACUGAGGUUGUCUUAUAUCACCGAAACUGAAACUGCCACUCAAAAAGUUACCGAGACAGAGACGGCGACUGUUGUUCAGACUGUUCAAGGCGAGGCUGAAGCUGCUGCUGGCGAGGUUGUGACUGUUACCAUCAACGUACCUCCAGUUACUGUCACUGAAACCAAGACUGAAGUCGUCAACCAAGUCCAAACUCAAUAUGUCACUCAGGUUCAGGUUAUGACUCAAUAUGUUACCCAGGUCGUACCAGCACCUCCUCCUGUCGUUGAAACUAUUACUCAGGCUCAACUUGUUACAGUGAUCAUUCCAGGAGAAGCACCAGCGCCUGUUACUGUGAUCCACACCGUGCAAGCCCCCGCAGAGUCUGAUGAUGCUCUUGGUCGAAAGUUCAACCCUGGUGUCACUACGAUCCCCAUUCCCGAGAGCCUUUUGCCCAAGACGACACUCGCAUCGGAUCCCUUUGCUGUGGUUGGACCAAUCAGAUCGGAAACUAUUGUUCCUCAGCAACCUUCCAGCAUCGUCAACCCUGUUGAGAAUCCUGCCCCCACGGCGAUUGCUCCUCAAGAGCCCAGUUCUGUUGAGCAGCCCGCCACGACUCAGGUUGCACCAGUAGAACCUAGUUCUAUUGAGAAGCCUGCGACGACACGACCCGUAGUCUCCGAACAAUCUACUGCGUCUGCUGCGCAACCUGCUACGACGGAGUCCACCGCUCCUCAGCAGCCUGUCAGUUCCAUCGAAGAACCCAUGGUUGAAGCUUCCUCCACACAAGGAGGACAACAGACAUAUGCUCCUUCAAUGGAACUCGGCAACAUGGGCCCCGACACCACAGGAAGACUCGCACAGCCCGCUCUCGACGGAACCAAGCCCACGACGACUGCCAACGCCGAGUCAGCUUCCAGGACACGAGCCCCUAUCGACCUGUCCGACCCCUCAAAGCUCAGCAGCGCGCUCAACCUGGGCAACUUGGUUGGAGGAAACGGUGGCCUCAAGGCUCGCGCCACUGGCACGCCAUGAGUCUAUGGUUGAAAUGCGUUGGAGACGAUGAUGUGAAUGGUAAAAACUUUGAGACGGACUUGGGGGUUUCUUUCGAAUGGGCAUUCGUGCUCGUAAUGUUGUAGCUAGUCUUAUAAUAAUGUGAGCAAGUCUCCAGAGCAUACCAGUCAGCUUGUGCAUCUAUCUAUGGGUAUCAUGAUGCCAUGCUGUCUACCUAUCCGCGUCCCAGAGCGCCAAUCUCAAAUUUCUUAUUCCUUCUCACUUGCUGCAUUUCUCGUGGCCAGCUUCAUCUUCUUGGCCUGCCGUUUACUGAUCUGCUGUGUAUCCUCCUCGCCAGUCUUUCGCUUUUGAUUCUGAUUCUGGCCCUUGCCCUUUGCUUUUUUUCCGUCCUCAUUUUUUUCCGCGCCCUUUUCUUUCUCGGCCACUUCAACGAUGUUGAUAACACCCUUGAAACCAUUCCUCUUGAUGCCCUCAUUCACCACAACAGAUCGAGGCACUUCACCAAAACCUUGAAAGCCUUUCUCAUUGCUUAACCCUCCCAUAAAAUUGAGCAUGUUUAUCACAUCGGCAGGCGCUCGUAAAGAUAGCGCAUUCUUGGCUUCGCUGCUAAUCAUGAUGCCCCUGCCGCGUGUCGCCCGGAUGAGACUUUGCAAGUUUGAGAUAAACCUUGGGCGCCCUCGGUCAUCGCCAUUGAUUACUUGGCCGUAGCAAACCUCAAAGCGGAUGCCACGGUUAAUAGCAGCCAUGCAUGGUUUCGGCUUAAGAUGAAAUGGCAAGUCCUGCGUCAAGUCGAGUGAUAUGAUGGGUACGUCGAGCGUGAGACAAGCAUUCUGAAAAGCCUUAUCCGUCAGUGGACGGGCCGCGAUGAUGUCAUAUGUCGAGAUGAGCGAUGGGAUGCGGUAGUUGUUUGCUGAAGGGUCUGAGAGAGGAAGAGUCGCGCGGUGGAGGAUGUUUGGAAGCUUGGAGCCUGGCUUGGGUUCUAUCGUUGGGAAGGGCGCGGUGUUAUUGGCGGGAAGCGGUAGCGUGAGCGUGUGGUUCAGCGCGACGGUUGAGUACCCGAGUGUCGAUGCGCGAGUGAGUGUUUGGAGAAGCUGUUCAUCUUUGGUCGUUGGUGACCAGGCGAUAUUCAGAUCGUAAAGCAUGAUGAUGGAUUGUGGAGGUUUAUGGAAAGCUUUGCGUAGGAAGCUAGCAUUUAC
Messenger RNA from Fusarium odoratissimum NRRL 54006, 2811 nucleotides. RefSeq lists its product as uncharacterized. The record is from RefSeq and is a predicted model, not a curated record. Lineage: Eukaryota; Fungi; Ascomycota; Sordariomycetes; Hypocreales; Nectriaceae. Bases 506 to 1636 code for a protein of 376 amino acids. The transcript is spliced from 6 exons.